Odocoileus virginianus texanus is the source of this 3547-nucleotide messenger RNA. NCBI's taxonomy places the organism in Eukaryota, Metazoa, Chordata, Mammalia, Artiodactyla, Cervidae. The record is from RefSeq and is a predicted model, not a curated record.
UGUUAGUUCAGGGACCAAGCCUGAUACCACGUGUGAUGCUGAGUGUAAGGAAAGAGCGUGGCAGAGGGUGGGGCAGAACGGGAGCGAGCGUGAAGGCUGGGGGAGUGAUGGUCGGGCUUAGCCCUCCCAUGCCGUGUCAUGGCCAGUGCGCUUGGGGGCUCCGGGUGCUGGGUGCUCAAGAACCUGCCUUCUCUGCUGUACCGGUGAGGGUGGGACGCUGGGCGGGUGGACUUCUGUCUGCGAGCCUCGGUGCCCUGAUGGACUGAGGUGACCACCGGCAGAGGGUCCAUGGGCUGGCAGGCUUGUCUCCGAAGCGUGAGUGCCCCGGGGUAACUGUGUGCACCCUUAUUCCCACUUUCUCUGAACCCUGAGUUUUUCUUUUGUUGAAUAGAUUCCUGUUUCAGGAAGUAGUCGGUUAUCUUUCUCUAGAGAAACCCUUUAGUCAAAACAUCUGUUGACUCAGAAUGUGCGUCUUCCCCUCUCGGUGGCAGGCACUUGUCUGGUCUCAUUGUGUAGCUUCCUGUUGAGAAGUGUGAUGUGUGUGUGUGUGAAUUCACUUAAGUUCUGACAUCACUUUGGAGCCCAUUGGUGGGCUGCUUCAGCCAACCAGACGCUUCCUGGUGUCCCAAGUAAGAUAUAUAGUUCUGGAAUAACAGGAAACUUCAGCUUUCAACAUCCUGUUUUUCUGGGUUUUGUGACUCUCUGCCUCACCACAAUGAAGACGUUCGAUGCAGGCGAUCUGUAUCAGGGGCAGAACUUCAGCAAGGUCCUCAGCUCCUUGGUGACGCUGAAUAAAGUAACAGCAGACAUUGGCCUGGGGAGCGACUCCGUGUGCGCCCGGCCCUCCUCCCACCGGAUCAAGUCCUUCGACUCCCUGGGCUCGCAGCCUGCGCACGGCCGGACUUCACAGUUGUUCCAGGGCCAGUACCGCAGUUUGGCUGUGGAGCGCAGGGGCCUGUGCAUGUGUGUGGAGUGCUUCUGGUGGGAGGGCACGCACAACGGCAGGACCGGCUGGUUCCCCAGCAACUACGUGCGCGAGGUCAAGCCCAGCGAGAAGCCCGUGUCACCGAAAUCCGGAGCCUUGAAGAGCCCUCCCAAAGGAUUCGAUACAGCUGCCGUUAACAAAGGCUACUACAGUGUGGUGCUACAGAAUAUUUUGGAAACAGAAAAUGAAUAUUCUAAAGAACUUCAGACUGUGCUUUCAACCUACUUACGGCCCCUGCAGACCAGCGAGAAGUUAAGUUCAGCAAACACGUCACAUUUAAUGGGAAAUCUGGAAGAAAUAUGUUCUUUCCAGCAAAUGCUUGUACAGUCUUUAGAAGAAUGCACCAAGAUGCCGGAGGCCCAGCAGAGGGUCGGGGGCUGCUUCCUCAGCCUGAUGCCACAGAUGAAGACCCUGUACCUGGCGUACUGUGCCAACCACCCAUCUGCGGUCAGCGUCCUCACGGAACACAGUGAGGAGCUGGGAGAGUUCAUGGAGCUGAAGGGCGCCAGCAGCCCAGGGAUUCUCGUGCUGACCACCGGCCUCAGCAAGCCGUUCAUGCGCCUGGACAAGUACCCCGCGCUGCUCAAGGAGCUGGAGAGACACAUGGAGGAUUAUCACCCAGACAGACAAGAUAUUCAGAAAUCCAUGACCGCCUUCAAAAACCUUUCAGCCCAGUGUCAGGAGGUGCGGAAGAGGAAGGAGCUGGAGCUGCAGAUCCUGACGGAGGCCAUCCGCAACUGGGAGGGCGAUGACAUCAAGACCCUGGGCAGCGUCGUCUACAUGUCCCAGGUCCUGAUCCAGUGUGCCGGCAGCGAGGAAAAGAAUGAGAAAUAUCUUCUACUCUUUCCAAAUAUUUUGCUUAUGUUGUCUGCCAGUCCUCGGAUGAGUGGUUUUAUAUAUCAGGGAAAGCUACCAACGACAGGAAUGACAAUCACAAAGCUUGAGGACAGUGAAAAUCAUAGAAACGCGUUUGAAAUAUCAGGGAGCAUGAUCGAGCGGAUCUUGGUGUCCUGCAACAACCAGCAGGACCUCCAUGAGUGGGUGGACCACCUGCAGAAGCAGACGAAGGUCACGUCGGCGGGGAACCCCACCGUCAAGCCCCACUCUGUGCCAUCCCACACCCUCCCCUCCCACUCCAUCACCCCGUCCAGCAAGCACGCGGACAGCAAGCCAGCGCCACUGACGCCCGCCUACCAUACGCUGCCCCACCCCUCCCACCACGGCACUCCACACACCACCAUCAACUGGGGGCCUUUGGAGCCUCCGAAGACCCCCAAGCCCUGGAGCCUGAGCUGCCUGCGACCCGCACCCCCUCUGCGGCCCUCAGCUGCCCUCUGCUACAAGGAGGACCUGAGCAAGAGUCCCAAGACCAUGAAGAAGCUGCUCCCCAAGCGCAAGCCAGAGCGGAAGCCCUCAGACGAGGAGUUUGCACUGAGAAAAAGCACGGCUGCGCUGGAGGAGGAUGCCCAGAUCCUGAAGGUCAUUGAGGCUUACUGCACCAGCGCCAAGACGCGGCAGACACUCAACUCAAGUUCACGCAAAGAAUCUGCUCCGCAAGUUUUGCUUCCAGAAGAAGAGAAAAUUAUAGUUGAAGAGACUAAAAGUAAUGGUCAGACAGUGAUAGAAGAAAAGAGUCUCGUCGACACCGUGUACGCUCUAAAAGAUGAAGUUCAGGAGUUACGACAGGACAACAAGAAGAUGAAGAAGUCCCUGGAGGAGGAGCAGAGAGCCCGCAAAGACCUGGAGAAGCUGGUGAGGAAGGUGCUCAAGAACAUGAAUGACCCUGCCUGGGAUGAGACAAACCUCUGAGGGGCGUCCUGGUGCUCCGUCAAGACCGCUUCCGAGACUGAGCCUGAGCCGGAGCCCCACGCCCCACGACCCCCGCCCCUGGCGCUCAGGCUGCAGGCGGGGCUGUGCGUGGAGACUGCAGCCGGGCGGCCGUGAGCUCCAGGCCGAGCCCAGACCGCGUCCCCCCACACCCAGUACCUCGUUCCGCAGUAAGUGCGGUGACGGCAUCUGGACUCAUGGGCUCCGAGUGAGCACGUGUCAGUGUUACGUGUGUGUUCCCUGUAAAUCCCUGUUCUGGACGCACACGGCGGGGUUUCUGUCUGGGCUGACUGCUGGGCUGCAGUCCCCCUCUCGCUCACCUCCCUGCUCCCGCGCCCUGGGGCGUGUGCUCACUGCUCGUGGGGACCGGAGGCUGCAGACCCACAGCUGUUUCUGGGGGUGCCUGCUCUGCCGCCGCGCUCCAGAAACACCUCCCACGGUGUCUGCCUGCGGCUCACCUGCUUAGACCUGCAGGGACCCAUCUCCCCCGCUCCCCCAGUCUCCUGGUCGAGCGGGGUCGCAGGCCACGUGCAGCACUCGGGCUGAACCCGGGAGCCGCGUCUGCUGCCAGAGGGCCCCAUGACGGGUGUGCGCACGCCCGCCUUGUGUGAGCACGUGCGUGGCGGAGGGUGCCUGGCUGGGGUUGACCUGGGAACUCGGCCAGGUGCACUGUCCCGUCCUCCCCGAAGGCGUGAGCUCCCUGAAGCCUGUAAAUAAAGUGUGUUAUUUAUUGCA